Micropterus salmoides (largemouth bass) is the source of this 3559-nucleotide messenger RNA. RefSeq names its product aminopeptidase N-like. The record is from RefSeq and is a predicted model, not a curated record. Gene Ontology annotation, molecular function: zinc ion binding; peptide binding; metalloaminopeptidase activity. The transcript has 21 exons. Gene Ontology annotation, biological process: peptide catabolic process; proteolysis. Lineage: Eukaryota; Metazoa; Chordata; Actinopteri; Centrarchiformes; Centrarchidae. Gene Ontology annotation, cellular component: cytoplasm. The coding region runs from base 282 to 3179 and encodes 965 amino acids.
AUUGAGGUUGAGUUGUUCCCUCCCUACAUCCCACCCUCACAGAUGCAGACUGUGAGUGUUGCACAUCAGCCAGGAUCAUUCCAGCUCAACUUCUGCCUCUGAUGCCGACUUAAAACAGGGUUUGCAUUGGACAUCCAGCCACACAGGGUUUGGUGUUUUGAAAAUGUGUUUUUUGCCAUGCUAAUAGCUCAACCAUUAACUGAGGAGGGAAGAGACCUGCUGUGCUGGACAAACUUAGACUGAGAGUCCUCAGAGUUCUUCUCUGACCUCCUGAGUCAGACAUGGGGAAAGUCUACUAUGUCAGUAAAAAUGUGGGCCUUGGGAUGCUUGUUCUGGCAGCCAGUGCUCUGGCUACGAUUAUAGCUCUGUCCAUUGCCUACGACAAGGAAAGAGCAAAGAAUCAAGGAAAGCCUGGAGAUGGAGUACCCAACAGCACCAGCAUGCCUACACCCCCCACCACCCCUAUCACUCCGAAGGAGCCCUGGGACUACUACAGACUUCCGGUCUCCCUCGUACCUGUCUCCUACAAUGUGACCCUGUGGCCACGGCUGAAGCCCAACGCAGACGGCCUGUACAUCUUCACUGGACGUUCAGCGGUGGUCUUCAGAUGUACAAAGGAAACAGACCUCAUCAUCAUCCACUCUAACAAGCUAAACCUCACCACCUUCUCCGGGCACCAUGCUAAGCUGAGUGGCCUGGGUGAAGCCACUGCGCCCGCUAUACAAAAGUCUUGGCUUGUUGUGAAGACGGAGUAUCUGGUUCUUCAGCUAAGCAGCAGACUAGAUGUUGGAGCAUCAUAUGUGCUUUACACUGAGUUUCAGGGGGAGCUGGCAGAUGACCUGGAAGGCUUCUACAGGAGUGAAUACAUUGAGGAUGGUGUGAAGAAAGUUGUCGCUACUUCGCAGAUGCAAGCGACGUAUGCCAGGAAAGCUUUCCCUUGCUUUGACGAGCCAGCUAUGAAAGCCAUCUUCAAUGUGACCAUCUUCCACGAUCGAAACACUGUGGCCUUGUCUAACGGCAGAGAAAUUGACACUGCAGAAUCUGUCAUUGCUGGCGUGCCUUUAAGAGUGACUACAUUUGAGCCCACAGAGAGAAUGUCCACAUAUCUGCUGGCAUUUAUUGUCUGUAACUUUGUUGACAUUAACUCAACCCUAAACAACAAUUUGUUGGUCCGAAUCUGGGCUCGAAGAAAAGCCAUAGAUGAUAAGCAGGGUGACUAUGCUCUCCAGGUUACAGGACCGAUCCUUCAGUUCUAUGAGCGCUACUACAAUGCGACGUAUCCGCUCUCAAAGUCAGAUCAGAUAGCUCUGCCUGACUUCAAUGCUGGGGCAAUGGAGAACUGGGGCCUGGUUACAUACAGGGAGACGGCCCUGCUCUUUGACCCCAUCAUAUCCUCCACUGGAAACAAAGAGAGAGUUACAACUGUAAUCUCUCAUGAACUCGCACACAUGUGGUUUGGCAACCUGGUGACUCUGCAAUGGUGGAAUGACCUGUGGUUGAACGAGGGGUUUGCGUCAUAUGUGGAGUACCUUGGAGCUGACUAUGCCGAGCCCACCUGGAACAUUAAAGACCAGAUUGUACUGUCUGACGUGCACAAGGUGUUUGCUGUGGAUGCCCUGGCUUCCUCCCACCCGCUGUCCCGCCGAGAAGAGGAGGUCAAUGACCCUUCUCAGAUCAGCGAGAUGUUCAACACCAUCUCCUACAGCAAGGGAGCAGCGGUGCUCAGAAUGCUGUCAGAAUUUCUCACUGAGCCUGUGUUUGCCAAAGGACUCAGUUCUUACCUGAACACAUUCGCCUUUGGCAACACAGUGUAUACAGACUUGUGGGAUCACCUCCAACAGGCAGUUGAAAACACACCGGGUAUGCAUAUUCCUCAAACUGUCCACAACAUCAUGAACCACUGGACUCUUCAGAUGGGUUUCCCAGUGGUCACUAUUGAUACCCGGACAGGAAGCAUAACCCAAAAACACUUCCUCUUGGAUCCAGACUCUGUGGUGGACAGGCCCUCUCAGUUCAAUUAUACGUGGUUUGUCCCGAUUAAAUGGAUGAAGACAGGUGUGGAGCAGCAACUUUACUGGCUCCUUCAAAAGACGGACAUCAACAGUCUGAUGAAAGUUUCAGGAGAGGACUGGGUGCUGGCGAACACCAAUGUAUCUGGAUACUUUAGGGUGAACUAUGAUCUUGAAAACUGGGAUCGCCUCCUCUCCCUGCUCAACACCAACCAUAAGACUUUGUCAAUCAUCAACAGAGCACAGAUCAUAGAUGAUGCAUUCAACCUAGCAAGAGCCAAAAUGAUUAAUACAACAUUGGCCCUGAGAACAACCAAAUACCUCUCCAAGGAAAGAGACUACAUCCCCUGGGAGUCAGCUCUGAGAAACCUUGACUACUACAUCCUCAUGUUUGACCGCACUGAAGUCUAUGGAGCUUUACAGGCAUACCUCAAGAAACAAAUCCAACCACUUUUUGAGCACUUCAAGACGAUUACAGCUAACUGGACCAGAGUACCUGAAGGACACACUGACCAAUAUAAUCAGAUCAAUGCUAUUGGAAUAGCCUGCAGUAUGGGAGUGGAAGGUUGCAGUGAGCUGAUCAAAAGCUGGUACAGACAGUGGAUGGAAAAUCCAGAUGUCAACCCGAUCCAUCCCAACUUGAAAACCACAGUUUACUGCAGUGCCAUAGCUUUCGGUGGUGUGAAGGAGUGGGACUUUGCCUGGAGAAUGUUCAAGAACGCCACUCUGGCAUCUGAAGCUUCCAGGCUCAGGUCGGCCAUGGCCUGUACCAAAGCACCUUGGCUUUUGAACAGGUAUCUGGAGUACACCCUAGACCCAACUAAGAUCCGCAAACAAGACACCACCUCUACCAUCCAAUAUAUCGCCCGAAACGUUGUGGGGAUGCCGCUGGCCUGGAACUUUGUCAGAGCAAGAUGGAGCUACCUUUUUCAGCAGUAUGGAAGAGGAUCAUUUUCCUUUUCUAAUCUCAUCAAUGGAAUCACAAAGAGAUUUUCUACAGAAUUUGAGUUACAAGAGCUGAAGAAAUUCAAAGAAGACAACCUCCAUGUUGGUUUUGGCUCAGCCACCUUGGCCCUAGAGCAGGCUAUAGAGAAGACUGCAGCCAACAUCAAAUGGGUGACAGAGAACAAAGCCCAUGUGCUGAAGUGGUUUACUGAAGAGUCCACAUGAGAGCACUUAGUCAAAAUGACACACUCUUAUUUUUUGUACUGUCAGGGAUGUGUAAUGAAUGACAAUGACUGUAAUCAUCAGAAACAGCAAAUGGUCAGCUCUUUGUCUUGGUAACAGAGACAAAGCGCAAAGAACAUGAUGAUUGGUGGACCACAUGUAUCACUAUAUAUCAGUGGUGUAGCGGUAAAUAUAUAAGUUUAACUCUCAUCUCUAUUCUGUGAUUGUCGUAGAGAAAACCAUUGUAACAGAAGAUUGUUUUACUCACAGGCAUUCAUUUAUGUCUUUUCUUCAUACUUCAAAUUAUAUGUUGCUGCUUACUAUAAUGUAUGCAAAGCAUUUAUACCAUAAACAUGAGGCAUUGAGCCACCUGUAGAACACCA